Messenger RNA from Puntigrus tetrazona (Sumatra barb), 2833 nucleotides. RefSeq names its product protein mono-ADP-ribosyltransferase PARP11-like. Gene Ontology annotation, molecular function: NAD+ poly-ADP-ribosyltransferase activity. The transcript is spliced from 7 exons. Lineage: Eukaryota; Metazoa; Chordata; Actinopteri; Cypriniformes; Cyprinidae. The coding region runs from base 1575 to 2498 and encodes 307 amino acids. The record is from RefSeq and is a predicted model, not a curated record.
UCAACGCAUUUAUGCACAGUGCAGUAUACCAGUCUGUAUUAAACGCGCACACACACACACACACACGCACACACACAGUUUUGAUUUAUUUGUUAGCUUGACAUGAUUAAAGAACCUUUAAAAAACCCAAUGUGAGAUCAGUAAUUAAUUCAGUUUUCCUUUUGAUACUGUGGUAACGGAGUCAUUACAAAAUAAAACACAAAAUAUUACAAAAUGACAUUCUACGUAAUAACUUUUGACUUUUAAGCGAUGUUUUAGAUUAAAAUAUAUUUUUUCCAGAUACUUUUCAGCGACUUGGAUCUUCUCAGUGAGUGAAAGUGACAUUUUCUGUAACCACGGAUGAUUUUACCAAUUUAAAGGGAAAAUGUGGUAGUUGGUGCAGGAUUAACAGACACAUUUUAUCAUAAAAAAAUAAAAUUUUUAAAUAAUUUAAUACAGUAAAAUUAAGCGACUGACUAGGGCUUUGUUAACAAAAGACAAAAUCUAUAAAAUAUUUUGAUUACACAAAAAAAACUAUUUUAGACUGUAAUUCGUAAAAUAUUCGAAUAAUAAAAAAAAUAACAAUUUGGAUAAAAAAAAAACCUUUUACCCGCAAUUACAGAAUGAGCCGCCUAUAUUUUAAUGGUUAAUAAGGUAAUAUUCCAUAACUAGCAUCACCAAAAAAAUAAUACAUAUCGUUACAAAUGUAUUGUACAGAGUAACUCAACAAAACUUACCUCUUCCCGUAAAUUGAACAGUUUCUUGUUUCAUUUAUUGAGAAAGUGAAACUGUAAGAAUGCAUGGCAGCCGAUAGGGGGCGAGCAAGCCUCAAUAUUAUGAAAUUAGCAGUUUUAUAUUGUCAAUUGUGAAAAAUGCCUUAUAUAUUUGACAGUUUGACUUAACCCAGCUAGGUAUCCUUUCCUUUUCAUGAAGGUAAAAAUGUAUUUAGACAUAUUUUGUUUUUCAGCGUGACACGGGCCAUAGGAGCUGGUGGGUGAAUCCGUUCUCAUACAUAUGGGAAUAAAGUCAACAAGUUAUAUUUUAGUCAGGAGACAAAGACGAGAGUUUACAGCACCGACCAAGCCCGUUUUAUACUUUCAUAACAAUCUCUCUUUCUUUAUGUGUGCGUUAUAACGUUUGCUCAUUUAAUUCGUCUUCCGUUUAUUUUAGCGACAUGAUUUUCGAAGAACCCCCUUUUAUAGACUUCCGUGGAAACCCAUUCUGCGGCUUAUUCUCGAGCAAGCCAAUCGGCGCGGUCCAAACGUUCUAAAUUCUCAAGCGAACCGCGAAUGAGAACACCGAGACCACGCCCCCUUUCGCGCAAGAGACCCGACGGGCCUCUUCGAUUGAUUGAAAACUAAAAGGCUCUCCAGUUAUGAUGUUUGACGUCUCUCCAGAUCAGGACGUCCGCGCCCGUUUUCUUUGUACGUCCAGCAUAAUAAAGCCAGAGUUUCGUUUUCUACGUCAGCGUAUUUUUUUUUAUUAUUAUUUGUUUUAAACGCUCUCCUUUUUCUAGCCUAGAAACACGGGUUCGUGGUUGAAAUUGUAUUUGAAAAUAUUUCCCAACACAGUAAUUUUCCAGCGUACCCGGUACGAUGUGCGACGAGCUGGCUGGUUUGGCGCUCGAGGAUGAAGAGGAACAGAUGGACACCUCCGACACGCCGUGGUACUGGUUCUACAAGGCGAAGUGUGGCGUCUGGCACAGGGUUGAGGACGACCCAAAGGGUUUCAUCUCCAGUGACGACCUGGAGAGAUAUUACCUCAGAAACCCACAAGGCGUUAUAACCACGACUACCGCCGGAGGUCAGUUCCGGAUUAACUUCGCAGCGAGCAGGCAAGUUAACUUAAAAACUGGGAAAGAAAAACAUAUCAAACGUUCAUUUCAGAUCGCGAACGAAUUCAGAUGCAAAUGUGAUGAGAUUUCUCCAUCUCCUCCGGCACACUGGAAGGAUGUUGAUCCCAAAAAGCCUUAUCAGUUAAUCGCUCUGAGAAAAGAUAGCACUGAAUAUCAGGCGAUUGAGAAAUUUGCCAGGGACGACGGCUUACUGCACGAUUCCAUCAUAUCCAUCAAAAGAAUACAGAAUAUGGACCUCUGGGAACUGUUUUGUAGGAAAAAAAUCCAGCUGAUGAGGAUAAAAGGACAGUCGGAUAUCGAAGAGCAAAUGCUGUUUCAUGGCACGGAUGCAAAAAACGUUCAAUCUAUUUGCACAUUUAAUUUUAACUGCAGACUUUCGGACAAGAAAAGAAGGGGGCAUGUAUACGGCAAAGGAACGUACUUUGCAAAACACGCAUCCUUUGCUAUCAAAUACAGUAACACCAGGCAAGGAGCCAAAGUCAUGCUGCUUGCCCGCGUUAUUGUGGGGAAAUACAAAACAGGCCAUGAAGACUACUGUACGCCCAAUGACGACCUGAAAGAAAACGUCUAUGAUAGCUGUGUAGACAAUACGCUCUAUCCAAGGGUUUUUGUUAUCUUUGAUUCCAAUCAGAUUUAUCCAGAAUACGUGCUCGAAUAUAUAUAAAAAAUGAAUGACCUAGAAUGUGCGUAAAACAGCGGAAUAUUUAUAUACUACAGAUUAAUGCAGAACUGAGGUGCCUUUGGGGAAAUAUUUUUGCAAAUUUAAUGGAAUUCAAUGGAAGUCAAGUAGAUUUAAUGGAUUUAAAGGGAAGUCAUUUAAUGUUGUACCGUUUGAAAGUAACAUUUAUUUCCACCCAGAUGAAGUAAACAUCAUCGGAAGCUUCGCAUUUUGAGCAAAACUCUUCGAAAAAUCAUUCGAAGUUGGAGAGUUGGAGCUCGACGGAUACAACCCCAAACCUGUGAACAGAGUCCUACUUCAAUAAAUAUAUUUCUUGGCAA